GGUCAUACAUGACAAAGAUUUUCUUUUCAAUCACAAUUUUUGACGUGAGGGAAUCUAUUUAGAGGUUUAUUCAUUCGUCCUCGUUUGUAUCACAGGAUGCUCAUUUUGACUUUUAAGGUUUCUUCUUGCAUGUAAACCAAACCAAACCAAACCAAACCAGAGAGAGAGAAAGAGAGAUGGCAAUUGGGUUCAUGGAGGUGAAGCUGGUGAAAGCAAAGGGUCUUCAAGGAACUGAUCUCUUUGCUCGUAUGGAUCCGUAUGUCCUGUUACAAUACAAAGGUCAAGAGCGCAAGAGCAGAGUAAUUCAUGAAGGGGGAAGCAAUCCAGUAUGGAAUGAGAAAUUUGUAUUCAGAGUCGAAUACCCUGGAUCAGGUGACCAAUACAAGCUCAACCUUAGAAUCAUGGAUAAGGAUGUAUUUUCUGCAGAUGACUUUGUUGGCCAGGCUACAAUCUAUGUGAAGGAUUUAUUGGCAGAAGGAGCAGAGAAUGGAUCAGCUGAGCUUCGUCCUCAAAAGUAUAGUGUGGUUCGAGCUGACCAAUCUUAUUACGGCGAAAUUGAAGUUGGUAUAACUUUCACCCGAAAGGAAGAGGAAUUUAAUGAUGAUGAUGUUGGAGGAUGGAAGGAAAGUUGCUUUUAGUUCAUUGUGCUUCAGAUAUGGAUUUUGGAGUGGAACAUGGAAACAACUCUUGAAGUCUUUUAUGUCGUUGAAUAUGCAUAGAUUUUGAAAUCCCUUCUAGUGCUUGUGAUGUGAUGAAAACAUUUGACAUUAACAUAGUUGUUCAUGAGUUUAAUCAUACAUUUUGUAAUCAUCAAACAGGGAGUGAAUGUACAUAAUAAUCAUUACUUGGAACUCUGGUCUCUGAUUAAAACUCUGAAAUUAUCUUUUUC
Messenger RNA from Cajanus cajan (pigeon pea), 889 nucleotides. Its product is annotated as 16 kDa phloem protein 1. Lineage: Eukaryota; Viridiplantae; Streptophyta; Magnoliopsida; Fabales; Fabaceae. The record is from RefSeq and is a predicted model, not a curated record.